AUGUUGGCCUCACAGUUUAAAAUGAUAGUAGCAUGCUUAAAGUGUCUCUUCCAAGGCCACAAUCAGAAGCUUCUGAGCCCGAAGUGCUCACUAAUAUGGAACAAGCUAUGUUUAGACAAGAUAAGAAGAAUACAAGGCUGCUUUCGCAUCUCUGUGUUCAAACGUCUAAGGGGUAGACAACCAUCCCGCAUCUCAGUCUUUCAACGCUUGGAGAACCCUUACAAUUCUCAACAAGAGAAUGUCCAUAAUAAAAGGAAAUGGAAGGAUGACCUUGUCCAAGUCAACUGCCCCUCUUUCAAAGAAACAGUGGACCAAGAUGAUAACCCUCCAGAUAUCGAGGAAUUCAUUUACAUAGUCCAACCAGCUUCACCACAAAUGAAGGAGGGAGGUCAAGCCACAAUUGAUGAUCUCCAAGAAAUUAAUUUUGGUACAGCUGACAAACCCUAA
Molecule: messenger RNA, 447 nt
Organism: Prunus armeniaca (apricot)
Lineage: Eukaryota; Viridiplantae; Streptophyta; Magnoliopsida; Rosales; Rosaceae
Source: the annotation of a GenBank genome assembly